AUGAUUGUAAAUGUAUUGUUCGCUUUGCUGUCCUGGUUUUUUUUUUGCAAUAUUUCAGACUUCUAAAUACUAGGCGCCAUUUAAUGUCACAAUCAUCAUCACUCUCCUUAUGAACCUCCAAAAUUUGCUGAGCAAAAUUUCACCAUUGCAAAUGUAAAAUAUGCUAUUAGGAAUGUUGCAGGACUUUGUGGCAUCGUAUUUCCAUGGACCUACUGGCAAAGUCCAUGGUAUUUCAACGAGUAUACAAUCGUCAGCGUACCGCUUGAUCAAUCGCUUCCCGCCGCCACCGAGUUGUCAACAAUUAAGUAAAUAUUUCGUUUUGCAGCCAACAUGGAGGAAUCUGUGCCUGUCGUCGACUUUUCAGCUUACAGUCUGGAUCGUGAGAGUCCAGAUCCCGAACAUUUUCAGAAACUGAUUGACGAUGUCCACCAAGCUCUCACCACCAUAGGUUUCAUGUACUUGAAAAAUUUCGGAAUCCCAGCUGAAAUGAUAAGCGAUGCAUUUACCACUUCAAAGAGGUUCUUUCAAUUACCCUUAAAUGAGAAGAUGAAGUGCGCUGGACCAGAAGGAAGUUUCUAUGGUUACCACCAUAUGGAAAAAGAAGGGUUGAAUCCGCGAAGAGCAUCCAAUGAUCUGAAGGAGGUUUUUGGUUGUAUUCCUAUCGAAGGCACGUCAACGGUCUUUCCGGAAGAAGAGUUGCCAGAAUUUCGAAAAUGUCUCACAGACCUCUUUCACUCAGCUAUCCUUCUUGAAUACAGAGUGCUCGAAAUUAUUGCCCGAGGGCUCAAACUCGAUGAUCCAUUUUAUUUUACGGACAGACACAAGCUGACUGGAACCAAUGGAAACAUGACGUCAAUUCGUUCCCUUUAUUACCCAUCCUUGGUCAACGUUGAUAUAAAAGAGGACCAAGUGCGGUGUGGGGAGCACUGCGACUAUGGCGGGAUAACACUACUUUUUCAGGACACACAACCUGGGCUUGAGGUGAAGAAUGUCCAUGGAAAAUGGAUCCCAGCAUCGCCAAUAGAGGGCACUUUGAUGGUCAACGUUGGGGAACUCAUGCAGCGGUGGACUUCAGACAAAGUUGUUGCUACCGAGCAUAGAGUAUUGGUUCCUUCAGAUCAGAUCGAGCACGAGAGGCAGUCUAUUGCCAUCUUCGGGAAUCCCGACAAUGAGGUCUCCAUCGAGUGCAUCGAUGGGUCAAACAAGUACCCGCCCACGACAAUAAUCGACAUGCUGAAUAUGAAAUUUGAACAGACCUUUGGCUAUAACCCGGCGAAAGAGGACCCCGGGAGUUCCUGAAAAACUUCAGUGAUAUCAAUAGACCAGUUCGUAGUUACAUCAGGGACAAUUUUGGUCAAAUAACCUUUCAUUUAUUCCAUUAUGAUAGGCAGAUUUCAAAGCAGGAUAUAACAUGUGCAUUCCUUACAUAGCAGGAUGAAUAAAUUGAAUUAUACCAGGUGACUAGAAUAGCACACCAUUGAAGACUCCAUGAAGGUAUUUGUUGCAUUCCUACUUCGAAUGCAUAUUAUAGCAUGUUGUACAAUGUACUUGGCAAACUGCAGUGAAAUACCAGUCGUGGACGCAUUUUUGUUCUUUGUGGAUGCAAAUGAAAACCACUAUUCAAAAGAAUAUAUGAAUAAUCAAGACUUCAAAGUUGGUGCUUAUCUCAUUAAAUUUUAAACCACCAUGCCACUUUAGUACAAAUGACCUUUCUCUGAUCAUGCGCAGAAUCUUCUGAUCAUGCGCAGAAUGGAACUACGGACUGGCUUAUUCUCUGGGGACCAUUGUCAUGAUUGCAGACGAUUGGUUCAUUGUAACUGAACUCCAACGCAGCAAAACUGCGGUGUUAACCGGGUGUACAUGAUAUUAUUAAAGGACAAGUCCACCCCAACAAAAUUUUGAUUUGAAUAAAAAGUGAAAAGUCCAACAAGCAUAACACUGAAAAUUUCAUCAAAAUCGGAUGUAAAAUAUGAAAGUUAUGAUAUUUUAAAGUUUCGCUUAAUUUCACAAAACAGUUUUAUGCACAUCCCGGUCGGCAUGCAAAUGAGGGAACUGAUGACAUCACUCACUCACUAUUUAUUUUGUAUUUCAUUAUAUGAAAUAUGAAAUAUUAUUAUUUCUCCUCAUUGUCCUUGUGAAACAAAGUUUUAUUUCUCCCUGAACAUGUUGAAUUACCAUUGCUUAACAUUUUUUAUGGUUCAGUUAAGUUAGUCCUUAUGGUCAAAUCUGCAAAAAUUGAAAUAAUGUAUAAUUCGAACAAUAAAAAAAAAUUGUGAGUGAGGGGCAUCAUCGAUUCUCUCGUUUGCAUGUGACUAAAUAAUUGUGCAUAUAAACUAUUUUGUGAAAAAUAAGCGAAACUUUGAAAUGUCAUAACUUUCUUAUUUUACAUCCGAUUUUGAUGAAACUUUCAUCAUGAUGCUUGUCUGAUUUUUCUCUAUUGAUUCAAAUCAACAGUUUUACGAGGUGGACUUGACAUUGGACUACGCCACUUUACUCCGGUGUUAUUUCCUGUGUUAGUUCAACGGUUCCAUGAUAUUUGUUCCGGGGCCAAUUAUUGCUUCAAUGGAAACUCUGCACCUUAAGCAAAACAUAAAACAUACUCUUUAGUUAAAAAAAACUAAAUAAAUUAACCUUAGUCAUUUUAUUUACAUUAUUCUGAACCAAAAACUUUAUUACAAUCCUAACGCUGUAUCUAUGCCCUCUUAAAUAUUAAGGCCGGAGAAAAUGACGCAGGAGCAAACAAUGACGUAACUUGGGGGGGGGGGGGCAAGUGCCCCCCCCCCCCUCUAUCGGCUGUGGCAAAAAAGAAUCAGGGGAAAAGGAAUAAAAAGAGGGAGAAAUAAAAGAAAUUAUUGUAUAUUAUGUUAUGUUAUAGUAUAUAUGUAUGGAUGUUUUAUUUAUUUAAAUACGGGAUAAAAAAAAACCUGCUUUCAGCCGCAAAUGUGACCAAGGUAUUAUCAACAACGAUACCCAAACAAUUGCAGUUUUCUACUCUUUUCAGAACUUGGUCAUUAAUCCGAACAUUAUUGGCAAAUAAAUUGGUCUUAUGCUUCGAGCCUAUAAUGACCAGUUUACACUUUUUAACAUUCAACAAAAGCUCAUUGUGUAUUAACCAGUAUAUAGAGGCCAGGUCUUCGUUUACUAUAUAUUGCAUUCGAGUAGGACCUCUAGAUGAUACAUAUAUCGUCUGCAUAAAGUGAUAUGUUACAAUAUUUUAUUACUUUAGGGAGAUCGUUCAUGUAAAGUAUGAAAAACAAAGGCCCAAGAAUACUCCCUUGAGCAAUUCCACAUUGUAUAGUUUCUUCAGUGGAUUCAUUUCCAUUUACGACGGUUUUCUGGGUUCUAAAAGUGUAAAUAGUUUUGAAUCCAUCGUAAACAAUUUUCAUCAAAUCCAUAACAUUUUAAUUUUUAAGCAAUAUCUCGUGGAUAAUCAUAUCAAAUUCCUUUUCCAGGUCUAAUGCAACAAGGGCAACUGACUCUCCUCUAUCUAGUGAUUUAGUAAUAUUUUCAGUAAGAUUUAAUAGAGCAAGGCUUGUUGAAAAGUUUGGACGGAAACCAAAUUGGUUUGGAAUAAGUAUGUCAUUUUCAUUUAGAUAUUUAUAUAUUUGUUUAAAGACUAUAUUUUCUAUAUGACCUUGGAGAGUACUGGUAAUAUAGAUAUUGGUCUGUAGUUAAAUGGAAUUGAAGCAUCACCACCCUUAAAUAAUGGAGUAAUUCUUGCCCUUUUCCAUUCGAGUGGAACAUACCCUUCUUUCAGUGAUGAAUUAAUGAUAUGUGCCAGUGUGUUAACAAUACAGGUAGACGAGUCUUUCAGUAUACUCGAAAGAAUUGUAUCGAGACCGGUCGCUUUGUUACGUGGUAUCUCUGAAAGACAUUUUCUGAUUUGUUCUUCAGUAAUCUGAGCAAAUCAAAAAAAAAAAAAAUAAACAAUACCUGGCUCCGUUUGCAGUCGUUUGUUGCUGCCCUCGACGUUAGUUGGUUUGUACUCAUUCUUCCAUGAAGUACUAAAUUUGUGAGUGAGCAAUAGAAUUAAAUAAAUGCAAUAGCAUGAACUUUUCAUUACAUGCGAUUU
This is a messenger RNA of Lytechinus pictus (painted urchin), 4072 nucleotides long. RefSeq lists its product as uncharacterized. Lineage: Eukaryota; Metazoa; Echinodermata; Echinoidea; Temnopleuroida; Toxopneustidae. Gene Ontology annotation, molecular function: 2-oxoglutarate-dependent dioxygenase activity. The coding region runs from base 331 to 1299 and encodes 322 amino acids. The transcript has 7 exons. The record is from RefSeq and is a predicted model, not a curated record.